AUGUGCUUUUCAGCCGCAAAGUGGAAAAGAGAGCACGUCAAAGACCACAAAUUUGACUUUAUUGACGUAGACUCGUUUGAAGAACAUACUUGUUCAUCAUGGAUAGGAUAUUUUUUCGUCAUGCUUAUGAUAUUAAAAUCCGUUCUUGUCCAUAUUGCCGAUAUUUGGACCGCUGGAAUUUUACUCAUUUUUGACCAUUGGAGCAAUUCAAUUCAACCUCCAAUUCCUUUCUCUGUCUCGAAAUGGAUCUUUGUCACCUGUAUAUUUAUGUCUUUUGCUCUUUUAUUAUGGGAAAUUAAGAAAGCUCGUUUUAUACGAAAGACUAGAGAUAUUUCAUUCGCAUUCACAAAUGGAAUUGCAUACAAACUUUAUAUUUUAACUGGUCAUUCAUAUUACUGUUUUUUCUCUAAAAUAAAUAACUCGAGGAAAUGUACUGAUAAAAUCGCCUUUUUUGUAUUCUUUGCAUUUAAAGGUUGGAAACGUCUUCUUCUUGCUGAGGCUCCUCGUCAAGCUAUUAGUGCAAUUACUCUUUACUCUUUCGCUUCAUUGAGUAAAUUGAAAAAAUAUUAUGAUAUUACUUCUUAUGGUGAUGAUACUGUCCAGCGUCUUGUGGUGGUUUUGAUGGCAUUCUCCCUCUUUAUUUUCAUCUUUUCUGCAUUUAAGCUUAUUAUUGCUGCUCUUCUUUAUAUACCGCUGAUAUUUAUAAUCAGAGUCAUUAAUGAUCUUUUCAGAAUUGGUGAGCUUCUUGAAAAAGAACAAAUUUAUGAUAGUGAUCCUUCACUUCCACCUUACGCCAGAUCUUCAGCAUUGCCAUACUCAGACAAUUUUAUACCUUCGACUGACAUGACACGGUCAAAUUCCCCAGAUCCAAUGACGGUUGGGCCACCACCUUAUGCAUCGAAGACUGGUACACCAAAUUAUGCUCAAAGCUCUGCCGCUCCUAAUUAUGGUCAACCUCAUCAGAAUCCUCUAUACCGUUCUAACACGACUGAUUAUUCAAAUCAACUUCAUCCUAAUGAUAUACCACCUCAUCUCAAUUCUGAGAUGUCUUACAAUAACUCUGGACAAAAUCAACACGACCCAAUAAUAGCUCCACAACAACCUUAUCCUCCUAAUCCUUCUCAACCCAAUUUCUCUCCAAUGAACCAUUCUAACGUAAUUUCACCAGAACGCUUUGGCAAUAAUUUAGGGCCUGUUUCGGAACCUAUUCCUGUUAUCAGACAAAAUCAGCAAAACCCAAUAAUACACCCAAUAAUACCACCGCAAGCUACUUCGCAGCCAAUAUUGUCAGAUAUGGGCCAUCCGCGACAACAUUAUCCUAAUCAUGGAUCUCCUCAGCCAAGUCCUUUUCCACCAAAUCGAUCAAAUGAAACUGCACUGGAGCGUCCUUAUAAUAAUUUGGCUGCCGUUCCUGAACCUAUCCCUUUCAUCAAACAAAAUCAACAAGAUCCUGCAAUAUCACAAUUACCAAUUAAUAAAUCUAAUAUAACUGCACCAGAACGUUCUUACAAUAAUUUUAAUAAUUUUGCAGCUGUUUCUGAGCCUAUCUCCUUUGCCAGACAAAAUCAACACGAUCCAAUGAUAACAUCACAUGCAACUUCACAACCAAUAAUGCAUCUGCAACAGCCUUAUCAUAAUGGAUCUCCACAACCCUUUUCAAUGAAUCGAUCUAAUGUUCCUGUUACUAGACAAAAUCAAUACGAACAGAUAAUAGAAGAACGUUCAAUAAAUAACAGUGGAUAUGUUCCAAAAUUUUCUAAUGAAGUACACGAAACCGAUGGUGAUGGUGAUAGAAAUUCUUAUUCUCCGUACAUAGGAUAUUAUCAAAAUACACA
Racocetra persica is the source of this 1835-nucleotide messenger RNA. NCBI's taxonomy places the organism in Eukaryota, Fungi, Glomeromycota, Glomeromycetes, Diversisporales, Gigasporaceae. The record is from the annotation of a GenBank genome assembly.